Messenger RNA from Struthio camelus australis, 1508 nucleotides. RefSeq names its product inhibin subunit beta A (gene INHBA). The record is from RefSeq and is a predicted model, not a curated record. Gene Ontology annotation, cellular component: extracellular region. Gene Ontology annotation, molecular function: growth factor activity; hormone activity; cytokine activity. NCBI's taxonomy places the organism in Eukaryota, Metazoa, Chordata, Aves, Struthioniformes, Struthionidae.
AAACCAAACCAAAACAACAACAACAACAACAACAACAACAAAAACUGUGCGUGAAGGGGGAGGAAAAGCAGGGCCUUUUAAAAAGGGAAUCACAACAACUUUUGCUGCCAGGAUGCCUUUGCUUUUGAAGAGAGGAUUUUUGUUGGUGCUUUCCUGGAUUAUAGUGAGGAGUUCCCCAACCCCAGGAUCCGAGGGGCACAGUUCAGUCACUGACUGUCCAUCAUGUGCCCUUGCCACGCUCUCCAAGGAUGUGCCCAGCUCACAGCCUGAGAUGGUGGAAGCAGUAAAGAAGCACAUACUGAACAUGUUGCACUUGAGGGACAGACCUAAUAUCACCCAGCCGGUGCCCAAGGCAGCACUUUUAAAUGCCAUCAAGAAACUCCACGUGGGAAAGGUGGGAGAGGAUGGCUAUGUGGAAAUAGAGGAUGAUGUUGGAAGAAGAGCCGAAAUGAAUGAAGUUGUGGAGCAAACCUCAGAAAUCAUCACUUUUGCGGAAUCAGGCACACCCAAGAAAACAUUGCACUUUGAGAUUUCCAAGGAAGGCAGUGAAUUAUCGGUGGUGGAACACGCGGAAGUGUGGCUCUUCCUGAAGGUCUCCAAGGCAAACCGGAGCAGGACAAAAGUGACCAUCCGCCUGUUCCAACAGCAGCGGCAGCCGAAAGACAACUCUGAAGGAGCAGAAGAGUCGGAGGAUGGAGGGCUGAAAGGUGAAAGGGGCGAGACUCUGAUUUCAGAGAAGGCAGUGGACACCCGUAAGAGCACUUGGCACAUCUUCCCUGUCUCCAGCAGUGUGCAGCGACUCCUGGAUCAAGGCAAGAGCUCCUUGGAUGUGCGGAUUGCCUGCGACCUGUGCCAAGAGACUGGAGCCAGCCUGGUGCUACUGGGCAAGAAGAAGAAAAAGGAAGAUGAUGGGGAAGGGAAAGAAAAGGAAGCUGGAGAAUUCACCGGAGAAGAGGAAAAGGAGCAAUCACACAGGCCCUUCCUGAUGAUGCUCGCCCGACAAGCUGAGGACCGCCAGCACAGGCGGCGGAGACGAGGCCUGGAGUGUGACGGCAAAGUCAACAUCUGCUGCAAGAAGCAGUUCUUUGUCAGCUUCAAGGACAUAGGGUGGAGUGACUGGAUCAUUGCACCUACAGGAUAUCACGCCAACUACUGCGAAGGAGAGUGUCCCAGCCAUAUAGCAGGCACAUCCGGUUCAUCGUUAUCUUUUCACUCCACUGUCAUCAACCAUUACCGCAUGCGGGGCCAUAGCCCCUUUGCCAACCUCAAGUCAUGUUGUGUGCCCACCAAGCUGCGGCCCAUGUCCAUGCUGUACUACGACGAUGGCCAGAACAUCAUUAAGAAAGACAUCCAGAAUAUGAUUGUGGAGGAGUGUGGCUGCUCAUAGACACACGUGCGUGCAAGACCCUUCUCUGUUAAGCUGAGAAGCAAAUGUUGUAAAAGCCCAAGAAGAGGAAAGACCUGACACGGUAUAACCUUUUUGAAUGAAACAAUCAACCGAAAUAAAA